This is a messenger RNA of Acaulospora colombiana, 404 nucleotides long. NCBI's taxonomy places the organism in Eukaryota, Fungi, Glomeromycota, Glomeromycetes, Diversisporales, Acaulosporaceae. The record is from the annotation of a GenBank genome assembly.
UCAACUUCCGUCUGGGCCCUACAAGUGGUCAAUAUCUCAAUGCAACAGGCGGCUCCGGCGUGUUGCUCUCCCGUUACUCUACCGGACUGUCUAUAUUCCCAACGUCAAUUCUUUAGGCAUGUUCCUUCGAAACAUGAUCCAAACCCCUGGAAAUGCCAGUCUAGUAAAGAUCUUGCAAGUGGACUGCGGGCUAGGGUCUACUCUCCGGAUCAAGCCUUUCUGUGGAACAUCGAAGAGGGAGACCCAAAGACGAACCUAGCACACCUCCUGCAUCUCCUCAGCGAACUAGAGAUAUUGGAUAUCAAGGCAGGGCCUCGCUACGAUAGGGAUAUUCUCCCCUAUCUCAUUAAUUUCUUGAAUAAAAGUCAUCCAUUGAGCAAGCUACAGAGAUUCGAAUGGCGGAG